AUGCCCGAGCUCUUAGCCCAUGGCAUGUACACCGAUUGCAGCGUUUUACCGCCUCUGCCGGCGCCUCUUGACCAGAACAUUGUGUGCUCGAGAAUCCUUGCAGGUGGGACCGGAAACCAAAACAAGCCAUCUAGCAGCCAACGACGGUUUAAUUCGACUUUAUCGUGUGCAUUCGAUACUGCCAACGGGCCCGCAAUAUCUGAUGGUCUGAUGGCUGAGCCAGAACCGGGGAAAAGCACCGGUCGUCUUGCGCAUCUAUCACCGCCCCCGUCUUUUCUGAUUAGUAAAAGAAGAAUCAAGGAGAGCCUCAGGGGCCUACUGAGUGGUGGGUAG
Messenger RNA from Aspergillus puulaauensis, 333 nucleotides. RefSeq lists its product as uncharacterized. The transcript has a single exon. The record is from RefSeq and is a predicted model, not a curated record. Lineage: Eukaryota; Fungi; Ascomycota; Eurotiomycetes; Eurotiales; Aspergillaceae. Bases 1 to 333 code for a protein of 110 amino acids.